AUGUCUGACCAAAGCACCAACAAAGCCGUCGUUCCGCAAAAGGAUCCCGCCGUCAAGAACCUGGACGAGAGCCCCGAUCAAAGAGUGGGCAGGUUUAACAGCCGACAAGAAGCUAGGAAGCGCCGGUUCAGCGAACGCGCCGAGGAGGCCCAUGGAGAGCCUGGCUCAGCCAAUGGCUCUCUCGAGCUCGCCAAGGUUCCGCGCAUGGAGAACAAAUCGUUUUCGCAAAUCUCCAAGCUGAUACACCGUACUGGAGAGCAUGCUCGCAACGUCUUUGACCUGAACCUUGCAGGAAAUAUGGGCUUCAUGGCGUCGAUGAAUCGCAAACCCCUCACCAAGGAGGAAAUAAGGGCCCGCUCGAAUGCGAAGCGACUUGGGACGGACGAAAUCUUUGCUGCCGUGGGCAAUGGCAAUGCGGCUCUGCCCGCUAUUGAGGCUGCUCCUCAGCCCGUUGCUGGUGAGCAAGCAGCUCGCCAGAAUUCUGGCAAUGACCAGAAUGGUAUUCAGGCUGGUCGUCAGGCUGGCAACUCUUUUGGCCACAGUUUCGGUCGUGGUCGUGGUCUUGUUCGUGGCCGUGGUCUUGUUCGUGGCCGUGGUCUUGUUCGUGGCCGUGGUCUUGUUCGUGGCCGUGGUCUUGUUCGUGGUCGUGGUCGUGUUCGUGGUAACGGUGGUGAUGGCGAGUUUGAACGCGGUUUCACGAGCGGUUUUGCCCGUGGUUACGAUCAGGGCUUUGCCCGCGGCCUUGCCUUUGGCUCUUCAAACAAUCAGUCCGGAAAUGGCUCAGCCUCGGUCAAUGUCUCGCACGAGUCGCACGGCGACAGCAGAAGCCACCAAGAUGAACCCGAGGCCGAAAAGGAGGAUGCCGAGAAGAAGAAGCAGGCCGACAGAGAGGCUCAGAUGGGAGGAUUUAUCAAGAUAUUCGAUUAA
Molecule: messenger RNA, 927 nt
Organism: Pestalotiopsis fici W106-1
Lineage: Eukaryota; Fungi; Ascomycota; Sordariomycetes; Amphisphaeriales; Sporocadaceae
Exons: 1
Coding region: 1-927 (308 amino acids)
Source: RefSeq, a predicted model, not a curated record